AUGGCGGCGGCCGCGGCGGCGGCGCUGCGGGCCUGGUUCUGGAACGAGCGGUUCUGGCUCCCGCACAACGUGACGUGGGCGGACCUGGCCGGCGAGCCGGGUCCGCCGGGCAGCGGGCUGCAGUACCCGCGGGCCGCUCACGUCCUCUCCGCCUUCCCGCUGGCGCUCGGCAUCUUCGCCGUGCGGCUGCUCUUCGAGAGGUUUAUUGCCAAGCCAUGUGCCAUAAACCUUGGCAUUCAGGACAGUGGACCUCACAGAGCCCAGCCCAAUGCAAUUUUAGAGAAAGUGUUUACAUCCAUCACUAAGUCUCCAGAUGGAAAAAGGUUAGAAGGCUUGUCCAAGCAGCUGGACUGGGAUGUCCGAAAGAUCCAGCGCUGGUUUCGGCAUCGGAGGAACCAGGACAAACCCACCACCCUCACGAAAUUUUGUGAGAGCAUGUGGAGAUUUACAUUUUAUUUCAGUAUAUUUUUUUAUGGAAUCAGGUUUCUCUGGACGGCACCCUGGUUUUGGGACACACGACAGUGCUGGUACAACUACCCUUUCCAGCCUCUAACAUCCAGGCUUUAUUAUUACUAUAUCUUGGAGCUGGCCUUCUACUGGUCCCUCAUGUUUUCUCAGUUUACAGACAUUAAAAGGAAGGACUUCCUGAUCAUGUUUGUCCAUCACCUGGCCACGAUUGGACUGAUCACCUUCUCCUACAUGAAUAACAUGGUGCGGGUUGGAACUCUGGUGCUGUGCCUCCAUGAUGCUUCAGAUUUCCUCUUGGAGGCUGCAAAACUGGCCAAUUAUGCCAAGUACCAACGUCUGUGUGAUGCUUUCUUCAUGCUCUUUGGGGUCGUGUUCAUCGUGACCCGCCUGGGCAUUUACCCUUUCUGGAUUUUGAACACAACCCUGUUUGAAAGCUGGGAGCUGAUCGGUCCCUACCCCUCCUGGUGGCUGUUCAACGGGCUCCUGGUGACCUUGCAGGUCCUGCACGUCAUCUGGUCCUACCUCAUCAUCCGCACGGCCUCCAAGGCCCUGGUGAGGGGCAAGGUGACCUAGCCAGAGAAAGGACUCUAGCUCUGUCUUCUUCAUUCUUUUCUCCUUUUCUCUGUGCCAGAUUGGAGCUGGACAGUUUCACCCUGUGCAUGUAAGUGUGACCUGUGUUUCUGUUUGUUCACUGAAACACGUCUGUGUCGAGGCCCCAAGACAAAAGCAGAGCCCUGGUGCCUUCUCCUUCUCUCCCUGGUCCUGACAGAAUGCUAAAAUACUGUUUUUUCCAAAGGUCAGAGCAGUGUCCUGGGGUCUGUUCUCACUUGCUGUCACCUGCCUGCACAACCUUCACUUUGUGCUUUUACACACCCACACACUCCAGUUUCUGUCUUUGCUCCCCAUCAGCACCACACUGAGGGGAGAGGGCAGGAAGAAUUUACUCCUUUUUGUGAAAAGGAGUGAAACAGUCACUUCUCCCCCAAGAACAGAAAAAAUGUCAAGGGAUUUCUGCUUCCUUCCAGUGACCCUUUGAACUUCCAAUAUAGCAGGAGAUUGGGGAAAGAUAGCAAAAGUUCUGGCAACAGGCAGAAGCCAGGACAUCCAGAAAGCUCCUGGAGAUCAUUAACUCCACCUGGCUUCCAGCCAGAUCUUCCCUGGAGUUCGACCACUUCCUGCUGCUGCAGAGCCCUAAUCCUGACUCCAGGAGAGCAGAGUGAAAUCCUGGAACCCUUGGGAAGCUGCAAGGCAGAGUGCUGGCACAUGGAGUCACUGAGGCUGCAGAGGGAGGGCAGUGAGGGGCUGCUCUCCAGGCCCAGCUCACACUGGGGAGGUUUGCUCUGGCACCUGCCACCACCCCAGCUGUGUGUUUGCAGCUGGGGCCACGUUUAUGGGCUCUUCCCCUCCCCUCCUGCUGGGAAGGUUCAAAAUCCCACUUGCAAGUCAAACAGAGCUGGAUUUGCAGCAGUUUGAACUAAAGCAUGCUCUGCAAGGAUACCUGGAACCCUGGGCUGAGGCUGCUGCUGUUCUGAGCAGGUGUUUGCUGGAUCAGACACUGCCUUCAUUCUCCAUCCCUGUCCAAACAGGCUCCUGCUCCUAAAUGGGAUCUCCCAGAUGAAGCACAGGCUGUGGGAAUGGAGGUGCUCUGUUGGAGCAGUGAUGUGAUAAAUAAAGCUGCUUAAUUUUUAAAAUAGCAAAGCUGCUCCCUGUAGGACAAAACGUUCUCUCUCAAACUGACACAUUCCUGGUUUUUGGUCGUUGGACCCACUUGUGAUCAUGGCAUGAGAAAUUUUUGAUUCAAAACAAAUGGUUUAGGAAAAUGGCUUUUAACUGAUGUAGAGAGGAGCCCUUGGAGGACAAGAACAACACCAGAUCUGUAAAAUCAUCAUUCAGAGACACAGAAUAUUUGGGAAAUGGAGCUCAUCUUUCUAAAUUGUCUUUUUCAGUGUCUGUGUCUUGCUCCUAAUGUGAUGACAGGCUCAGCUUGAACUGAGCCAGGCUCAGAUGUAGGAGGUAGAUGUGAGUGCAGGUGGUUCAUCACAAGGACACAACCUUCUAACUGCUGCUUUCUGUCAAUUUUUCAACUCCCCUUCUCCUCUCCCACUCCCCAAUUCCACUGGCAAUGUUUAGGUGUCCAAGGAUGACCGCAGUGACGUGGAGAGCAGCUCUGAGGAGGAGGAUGUGACUUCCAACAGCACAAAAGGAAUUUUCAGCACUU
This is a messenger RNA of Melospiza georgiana, 2686 nucleotides long. It is a transcript of the gene CERS5, whose product is annotated as ceramide synthase 5. NCBI's taxonomy places the organism in Eukaryota, Metazoa, Chordata, Aves, Passeriformes, Passerellidae. The record is from RefSeq and is a predicted model, not a curated record. Gene Ontology annotation, biological process: ceramide biosynthetic process. Bases 1 to 1041 code for a protein of 346 amino acids. The transcript has 10 exons. Gene Ontology annotation, molecular function: sphingosine N-acyltransferase activity; DNA binding. Gene Ontology annotation, cellular component: membrane.